ACAACACUUGUGAAUUGUGUGCGGACUCCGGGUGACCGGGGCGUGGUAGAUUCGCGGAGUGAGGACAGGAAAGCAGGCUUUUUGUGCGACCGGAGAAUAAAGAAACGAGACUUGGAUGCCGACCGGGACUUGAGCGACCGACUUCUGCCAACGAGACGACGAAAGAGACCAAAGGUGAAAGUGAUGUAAGUGAAGAAACGAGACACUGAAGCUCGCUUCACCUUCAACUAAUUCGGCUAGUGAUUAAAGAGAAGGUGACAAUAACAACAAUCACAAAAUAAGAGGGAAAAACAGGUAGCUGUUAAUUGAUUAAAGUAAAAGGCAAAGAUGACGUCCAUGCAGAACAUAGAUUCAGACCGACAAGAUCGGAUCUCCGAUGAUGAUGAUGACGAGCCAACCAGCGGCUCCGAGGGCUACGAAGAGGGCGACCUCUUAUCAGCGGCCAUGGAUGAUGACGUAACGGCCCAACUCGCCGCUGCAGGUUGGCAAAUCAAACACGCUAAUGGACCCGUUGGAGUUGCUGCUGCCGCGGCAAUUGUUUCCGCAAAGAAAAGGAAACGACCACACAGUUUCGAGACGAAUCCCAGCAUUCGGAAGAGACAACAAAACAGACUACUGAGGAAACUCAGACAAACAAUAGACGAGUUUGCGACACGAGUAGGUCAGCAAGCCAUUGUUUUGGUAGCAACGCCCGGCAAACCAAACAGUAGUUACAAAGUCUUUGGUGCAAAACCAUUGGAGGACGUGGUGAAGAAUCUUCGAAAUGCGAUAAUGGAGGAAUUGGAGAAUGCUUUGGCGCAACAAGCACCACCUCCCGUUCAAGAUGACCCGUCGCUUUAUGAACUGCCACCUCUGAUAAUCGACGGGAUUCCCACGCCCGUUGAAAAAAUGACACAGGCCCAACUCAGGGCGUUCAUUCCUCUAAUGCUGAAGUAUUCCACUGGCAGAGGCAAACCUGGCUGGGGCAGAGAGAGCACGCGACCGCCCUGGUGGCCAAAGGAAUUGCCCUGGGCGAAUGUACGGAUGGACGCGCGUUCCGAGGACGAGAAACAAAAGAUCUCGUGGACGCACGCGUUAAGACAAAUAGUGAUAAACUGCUACAAAUUUCACGGAAGGGAGGAUCUGCUGCCGGCGUUCAGCGAGGAAGACGACAAGUCGAAUGUGCUUUUGCAGCAGGGCACAUCGUCCCAUCAGUCGCACUCGUCAGGACAGAAUCAACAGCAGCAGCAGCAACAGACGGUGGGAGUUGUUCGCCUGAGCAGCACGGGUUCAUCUAAGGGAAACUGCUCGCCACCGCAAAUCAGUGCCGCGUCACCCACAGCUUUUGCCACUGCCACCCAGAUGCAGUACCCAACCGCUGUUCUCCAAACGAUAACCAAUCCGGACGGAACCGUUUCCCUCAUUCAAGUGGAUCCUAGCAAUCCCAUCAUCACAUUACCGGAUGGUACCACCGCACAAGUUCAAGGAGUCGCCACGAUACACACGAGUCAAGGGGAAGUGCAAACCCUCGCCGAGGUGACCGGCGGAGAUGGCAGCGUCUCCGUGGACUUGAACAGCGUGACGGAAGCGACCUUGGGCCAGGAUGGGCAAAUAAUCCUCACCGGAGAAGACGGACAUGGCUAUCCAGUCUCAGUCUCGGGUGUCAUCACAGUACCAGUGUCGGCCAGUAUGUACCAGACAAUGGUGGCAAACAUUCAGAGCGACGGUACCAUGCAAGUAGUGCCCCAAAUGGUUCAGAUUCCAAAACAAGAACCAGGAAAUGGGGAAGCGAGCAUCGAGGCCGUCACCAUUCAGGGUGGCCACCCCAUGACCAUGAUAAACGCAAAUGGAGAACACCAGGUUCUCCAGGUCAUCUCCCUCAAGGACGCCAACGCGCUCACCAAAGCGAUGCAGGGUGAAAUCGUCAAAGACGAAGACAGUCAGCAACAGCAAACCGUCUCCAGUCCCGAGUAAAUCCAUCUGAGGCUUCGAAUCAAUACCCUUUUAACGCACUUGCAACGUUUUCUAGUUUAUCUGGGCGAUGCCCAUUUUAUCGGGCAGAUGGAAAUCAAAUGGGCAUCUUCCGGUUCUCUUUAUUUAGAGGGAGGGAGCGGGGUGCCUUUCUAAGGUCGACUAUGAAUUACCAUUUUUUCCCAGUAAUAUGGAUCUGGAAACUUGAGGGCGCCACUGUCGAAGAAAUAAAUAUGGCCGGCAUAAAGCAGCUGAUUUUCGAAUAGAUAUAAAAACGACAUUUUCCCUCCUUGGUUUCUGAAAGUUUAAAUUUUUAUGCAUAAAGUAAAAAUGCUACAUUAGUUAUUAAUAUAUAUUUUUAGUAAACUUUUUGUGAAUUUUAAGUAGAGGUUUUUUUUGCGAUUAAAAGUCAUCUACUUAUGUCGGCCAUGUUUUAUCUUUUCCACUCUCGCGCCCUCAAGAUUUGAGGUCUCGCUGACAUCAAUUUUCCAGUAAAUGUGCCAUAGUAGUGUAAUAAUUUAAUUAAAUCUAUUGAUUUAAUUAAGUUUGAUAUGAUUGUUUUAUAUAUAUCUAAGUAUUAUUUAAUUUUUUUACUUUGUUUCCUGAGCGAUUUUACGGAAUUUUUUUAUUUUUACUUUUUAUUGGGAAGGAGAUCAGUCAUGGUUUGCAUGCAUUGUGGAUUCUGUUUAUUUUCUAUUUUUAUUAAAUUUGGAAAGU
Belonocnema kinseyi is the source of this 2667-nucleotide messenger RNA. RefSeq names its product DNA-binding protein Ewg (gene ewg). Gene Ontology annotation, biological process: regulation of transcription by RNA polymerase II. Bases 328 to 1953 code for a protein of 541 amino acids. The record is from RefSeq and is a predicted model, not a curated record. The transcript is spliced from 8 exons. NCBI's taxonomy places the organism in Eukaryota, Metazoa, Arthropoda, Insecta, Hymenoptera, Cynipidae. Gene Ontology annotation, molecular function: RNA polymerase II cis-regulatory region sequence-specific DNA binding; DNA-binding transcription factor activity, RNA polymerase II-specific. Gene Ontology annotation, cellular component: nucleus.